Messenger RNA from Priapulus caudatus, 1004 nucleotides. RefSeq names its product AN1-type zinc finger protein 1-like. The record is from RefSeq and is a predicted model, not a curated record. Gene Ontology annotation, molecular function: zinc ion binding. Bases 104 to 913 code for a protein of 269 amino acids. The transcript has 9 exons. Gene Ontology annotation, cellular component: cytoplasm. Lineage: Eukaryota; Metazoa; Priapulida; Priapulimorpha; Priapulimorphida; Priapulidae.
UUACUAUGCUAUAAUGAGCAGUUAAUAAUUUACAGGACACUGAACGGCGCGUGGCCAUCUCAGAUUCUCAGAUUGUCACGAAUCAUGAUCCAUGAAUCCAUGAAUGACAUCUCCAAAUUCAGAACGUAGUAACUCAUGUUCUGAUGAAGAUUUUCUGCCGUUUGAGUGCAAUGGCUGUGGAAUGUUUUUUUGUAAACACCACAGGUCUCCACACAUUCACUGCUGCAUGCAGACCUCAAGUGAUGUUGAAGAAAAGCCCCAAUCUGUGUGUGAAACAAAGACUUAUAUCUGUUGCCAUAAGGACUGUAGCAUCCAUGAGCUAGUUGAAGUGCGGUGUCCUUAUUGUGAGAAAAACUUUUGUUUAAAGCACAGGCACCAGCAAGCCCAUACAUGUGAGAAGCUAGAAACCAUAGAGAAAAUGACAAAGACAGCUGAGCUUGUGAAACAGAUCCAGGAAAACCAGGCUCACAAAAUUCCACUGAAGGUGAAAGGAGCAAAGUCAAAAAAACUAUCUUCUAAGGUGACCCUUAUGAAGUUGAAGCAAAGGGCAACUGGUGAUAAUGGUCUCACUCAUUCCGAGCGCAUCUAUCUGAAUGUGGUUCUUCCGCGGGAUGGGAAAGAGAUGAGCAGUGCACUCUUCUUCUCCAUAGAGUGGAGUGUUGGCAAGGCACUGGACUACGUUGCUGCUGCAGUAAAGCUCGCCAACUACAACAACACAAACACAGAGAAGAAACUGCAGAUGUAUUCUGGUGAGAACGGAAUCGUUUUGCCGUUGGCAUUGACCCUCCGGCAGGUGGGAGAGAGAAAGCAAGAGUUUCAGUUGUGCAGUGGAAGUACUGUGAUUCUAGAAUACACUGCAAAAGAUUGCGCUCUUCUAGAACACUGGGAAGAAUAUGUAAAUGGAAGAGUGUAAACAGAAGCCAGCCUUCAUGAGAACGAGGACGAGUAUGACCAGCAGCAGGAGGCCGGCCAAUACGGAGACGAUGAUGAUCCAGACGGCAACG